This is a messenger RNA of Octopus bimaculoides (California two-spot octopus), 2029 nucleotides long. RefSeq names its product tetratricopeptide repeat protein 37. Gene Ontology annotation, molecular function: protein binding. The record is from RefSeq and is a predicted model, not a curated record. Lineage: Eukaryota; Metazoa; Mollusca; Cephalopoda; Octopoda; Octopodidae. Gene Ontology annotation, biological process: nuclear-transcribed mRNA catabolic process. Gene Ontology annotation, cellular component: Ski complex.
UGUUAAACUUUACUCUAUAGGAGUUGGUGAAACACUCCUGUUGCAGGCGAAAUCCUUCAUCAGUCGAUUCCUUGAUAAACGCAUACUUGAUGCUUGUGAAGAAGCAAUAUGUUAUCUAACCAGAGCAGCUAGUCAACGUCCUGAUUUAUCUUGUAUCUGGAAGAUGUUAGGUGAUGCCUGUACCAUAUUGAAUGUUGUUGAUAUAAAUAAUUUUAGAAAAUUGAUGGUCCCUUGUAAACUUACAACGGCAAAUGCACCUAAUCCAGAAAAUAAAAUAUCUUUACAUAAAAUUAGUAUCAUGGAACUGGGAUCGAAAUGUUAUGGCAAAGCAAUAAAAUGUUUCCCAGAAUGUUCUUCGUUGUGGCAUGACCUUGGGGUCAGCUUCAUGUACCAGACGAAGGAAAUUGAAGCCAUGUAUUUGAGGAAGGGUCAGCACAAAUCCGUGGAAGUCGAGAGAAAGGCCCAGAAAGUUAUUGAGAUCUUAAAGCAAGCUGUGACCCUUGACCCACAGAAUUUCCAACACUGGAAUGCCCUUGGUGUGGCUGCUUGUACAGAAGUUGUAUACAACCCAAGGUUGGCCCAGCAUUGUUUUGCCAAGGCCAUUCAGCUAGACAGCAACAAUGUUGUGCCCUGGACAAAUUUAGGAGCCCUUUACCUGCGGAAUCAAAAUCUCCUGCUUGCUCACGAAGCCUUCUCAGUGGCUCAGAGUCUUGAUCCUAAUUAUGUCACCUGUUGGAUUGGACAGGCAUUUAUUGCUGAUACUGUUGGCCAUGAUGAAGCCAUGGAUUUGUUCCGUCACACCACCGAACUUGGUAAUCAUGUGGAAUCUCUUAUUGGAUAUGGCCAUUGGGUUUGUUCCAUGUUACUAGAUGAGACCAAACAUGACACUUCACUCUACCGCUAUAAUAUUGAGCGCAUGUCUGUUGUACCUGCUGCCUGUGAUGCUCUUUCAAAAUACACAGAACGUAUCCAAGACAGUGCUGUUGCCUUCAACAUGUAUGGUCUCCUACUGGAACGGCACGGAUUACAUUCUAUGGCAGAAAAGGCAUUUUCUAAGGCUAUUGAUUUGCUGGAGAAAGAAAAAAAUGAAAAUUCUGAGUUCCAGUUAAAGGUCCAGUGUAAUCUGGCUCGAAUACUUAGCACUCUGGGUGAUUUUAAAGGUGCUCUAGACCAGUACAAAAUUAUUGGAAGCAAUUUGGAUUUCGGUGGUACUUGUGGACUUGCUUUGACUUUGUUUAAGGCAGGCCAGUUUUAUGAGAGCUAUCAAGAGUAUAGUAAAGCCCUGCAGAUGACCGAAGAGUUUGAUUCCCAAGUGAUGACUGCUCAAGCAAUUGCCUUAUUAAACAUGGGUAAAAUUAAAGAAGCUGUCAAACUACUAAUGACAGGUUCUCAAAUGUCUGUGCCCUCGGUGGAAGGCCUCAAGGCUCUUUGUGCUAUUGCUUUAAUACGAGCUGAUCAUGUUUUGGCAUCAGCUGUGGUCCAGGAACUGACGAAGAUCGAAGAUCCUAAAGGAGACCACUUAGCGGACAUCACAUGGCUCUGUGCUGCUGAAUUCUUUGCUAAGGAUGAGGUAAAGGCUGGUUGCAACUACAUCCGGAGAACUAUACAGAAAUAUCCAUGGAAGGCAUCAUUGUGGAUAUUAUUAGCCAAAGCCAUCAUGUGGUUUGCACCGGAAGACACUCAGAUGGCAUCCACUUGUGUGUUGUACGCACAGCAACUUGAUGAGAGUUUGAAUAAGGAUGUGGCCCCUAUCUUGGUCCAGAGUCUCCUUGCAGCUGGUUUGCAUUGUGCCAGAAAUGGGAAUCGAAAUGGUUUCUCGGUAGCACAGAAGGCUUACCAUGUUCACCCAGACGAUCUCAGUAGCAUGUUGAAUCUGAUCCCAGGAAUUCAUGCUGGUGCCUUGAUCAAACAAUGUGUCAUCGAGAAGGCUCCAGAUAACCUUUAUUUCACUGAGAUGAUGUUUCUGGAUCAUGUACUGCUAGAGUUAUCAGGUGAGAAAUGGAUUUCCUCAUAAUCCCAUUAUGCUUUA